CCUGGACUAAAAUCUCCAGUCCUAAAGUUCAGUUGGGUACACUGUGAUGGGCUUCUUGAACAGAUCAGCAGUAUAGGAUUUGGCUUGAAUGACUCGACAGCGAAUCCACAGCGCGAUGAAAAGUUGUCGACAGUCAGACAAAUGAAGUGCGAAACUUCUCGGCUCUUGAAGAAAACAUUUUUUCAAACGCACUAUUUGACAGCUGUAAGCGCGCGUCCUCGACUCCAAAAACACGCAGUGAAUUUUAUUUAUUUUUAUGGUUCACGAAAACCGUUGUGAGAAGUCCGUCCAGCACGAAUUUAAUCUUUAAUAACACAAAAGCUUUCUUUCUUUUUGGAUCAAAGUGUCAUGUACUCUAGGCUGCUGACAUGCAACAGGAGAGGUUACUCAAAGUCCUUGUCAUUGGAGAUUUAGGUGUGGGGAAGACUUCCAUCAUAAAGCGUUAUGUACAUCAGGUUUUUUCUCAACAUUACCGCGCGACUAUCGGUGUUGACUUUGCUCUGAAAGUCCUGAAUUGGGAUCACCAGACAGUCAUUCGACUGCAGUUGUGGGACAUCGCAGGACAAGAGAGGUAUGGCAACAUGACACGUGUGUACUACAGAGAGGCUGUUGGGGCGCUGGUGGUUUUUGACAUGACUCGUGCUUCCACCUUCCAAGCUGUGCUGAAAUGGAAAAAAGAUCUUGAUUCUAAAGUCGCCCUUGGCAAUGGGCGUCCCCUACCAGCUGUCCUGCUGGCCAACAAGUGCGACCAACAGAGACAUGGUUUGUGUUCCAAACUGCCCAAACUCGACAAUUUCUCCAGGGACCAUGGUUUUGUGGGCUGGUACGAGACGUCUGCAAAGGACAACACAAACAUCGAUGCAGCCAUCAUGUGUCUUGUAGAAAAUAUAAUGGCCAUUGACACGGAGGCUGUUCCUGUGGAAUCAGACCCUAGUGUACUGAUCCUCCCUGCUUUUGAUUAUAACCUAAAAGAGCGCAGUGACUCUAGUUGUUCUGUCUGUACAACAUUCCAGUCCAGCAGAAAACCCCAAAGUGAAUUAUAGGGUGAGAAGAUGAAAAGAACACUGAACAGAGUGGGAAAGAAAAAUAUAGAGAGAAAAAUAGAGAAUGGUCACACCCUUAGUUGGGCCUUCAGAUUGAGCUGAUGUAAGAUGUCGUGGCAAAGACAACACCAUGAAGCCUUAACACUUACAUGCACUUACAUUUUCACAUACCAAAAAACAACAGUCAUCAAUAAAACAUGCAGUGUUUACACAGAGUUUUCUCUGAUAAAUACUAAAUAAGGCUUUUGUGGUUAUACUGCAGCAGAGUAGCUGUGUGUGCACAUUUACCUCAAUUUUGUGUCUAUUAAAGCCUCUGACUUGAA
Molecule: messenger RNA, 1366 nt
Organism: Carassius gibelio (silver crucian carp)
Lineage: Eukaryota; Metazoa; Chordata; Actinopteri; Cypriniformes; Cyprinidae
Exons: 3
Coding region: 369-1043 (224 amino acids)
Biological process (GO): vesicle-mediated transport
Cellular component (GO): trans-Golgi network; Golgi apparatus; vesicle
Molecular function (GO): GTPase activity; GTP binding
Source: RefSeq, a predicted model, not a curated record